CACCGGCCAAUCAGCAUCCUUCUUCGGACAUGACGGUGCAUCCAUGUUAGGUUGUCGCAUACACAUGUGGGUUCACUGUUGACUCGGGACGUAAACUCGUUUUACCGAAACGUUUCACGGCGUCUCAAAAAUGUCAUUUUUUAUAAAGAAAAAAGAAAACCCCAGAUUGUUAAAGAAGUCUCACAGCGCGGGGACUGGGCCCAAACGAAAGGGCGAUGUGACUGUCGGUGUUAGGAACAAAGUGAAAAAAGGCAACUCCAGAUACAACGAUGAGAUUUCCAGCGACUCUGAACCAGAGAGCCCCACAGUACCCAGAAAGAUCCAGAAAAAAGCUGAAUAUGAAUAUACAGAAACGCCACAGGAGAAAAAGCUUCGACUGGCCAAACUUUACCUCGAACAACUAAAGGAAGCAGACGACAAGAGAGCUGAUGAUGAGGACUUUGGGAAUGCGUUGGUUGCAGGAAAACUUGAAGAAGAAGUGCUGGAACAGAAAGGAAAACUUCAGCGACUAAUUGCUCAAGAUCUUCUUCCGCCAGAUGCUUCAGAAAUCCGGUUACUCAGGGGACACAAACUUCCAAUCACUUGUUUGGUCAUCUCGCCCGACGACAAGUGCAUCUUUUCAGCUGCCAAAGACUGUUCCAUCAUUAAAUGGGAUGUCGAGAGUGGCAAGAAAUUACACACAAUACCUGGAGGAAGGAAAGGCACGGAGGACCGCCACGUUGGUCAUACAGCGCACGUGUUGUGCAUGACGAUAUCCUCAGAUGGCAAAUAUUUGGCAACUGGAGACAUGAACAAACUGAUUAUGAUCUGGGAGGCAGAGACGUGUAAACAUAUUUAUAAAUUCACAGGACAUAAAGGCCCCGUGUCGGGUCUUUCGUUCAGGAAAGGAACUCAUGACCUGUACAGUGCAUCACACGACCGUUCAGUCAAGGUGUGGAACGUAGACGAGAACGCAUACGUAGAAACUCUUUUUGGCCACCAGGACGUCAUCACAGGGUUGGACGGUCUGAGCCGUGAGUGCUGUGUGACUGCAGGUGGACGUGACGGCACCGUGAGGGUGUGGAAAAUAGCCGAGGAGUCUCAGCUGGUGUUCCACGGUCACGAGGGCUCCAUCGACUGUGUUCAGCUUAUAAACGAGGAGCACAUGAUAACGGGAGCAGACGACGGCUCUGUGUGUCUGUGGAGUGUCAACAAGAAGAAGCCUCUCUGCACUGUAAAGCAGGCGCACGGUUGCCAUGGCGACACAUCGCUGGAACAGCCCCACUGGAUUUCUUCGGUGGCUGCUCUUCAGAACUCGGACACCGUCGCCUCAGGUGCCUGCGGCUGUUCACAUAACUCACUGGUCCAGGUCUGGAAGUGUGGUCAGAAAUACCGUGGCCUCCAGCCUCUCUUCAGUGUCCCCCUGUCUGGUUUCAUCAACUGCCUGAAGUUCUCCAGCUCUGGUCAGUUCUUGGUGGCAGGAGUUGGACAAGAGCACAGGCUGGGCCGAUGGUGGAGACUUAAAGAGGCCAAGAACGGAAUCUACAUCAUCCCGCUGAAAAGGAAACCUUCAACUCCAGAGGAGGUCAAAGUGGCUGAAUGAGUAGAAUCAAAUACUUUACAAAUGUCUAAAUUUACAGCUCAAAUAUUCUUAAAUAAACACAUGCGUCACAACUUUCUAUUUAUGUACUCAGUAUUUCUCAGAACUUAAACUUAAAUAAUGUCUUAAAGACUUUUUUUUUCAACAUUUUUUUUUUACAUUUAACCAAAAACAACAGCUGUAGAUCGUCGACAUAUUAAAACAUCAGGAAAUCCCAAAGAUUAAAAAAGUUGAAGUAUUUUAAUAUCAGGUUUUGAUUAUAAUCAGACACAUCGUUCACAUGUAUAACUGCACAGACUCGACUGUCUAGAACAUUAGUGAUAUUGUUGCUUUGCUCUGCGAGCUUCAAAUACAAGUAUCAGCAGAAAAGUUGAUGUAAACGUCACGUUUUUACCUUUUAACCUAUAAACUAAAAGCAAAAAAAAAAAAACAACCAAAGAAAUAAAAUUAAAAAAAAA
This is a messenger RNA of Cynoglossus semilaevis (tongue sole), 2037 nucleotides long. It is a transcript of the gene rrp9, whose product is annotated as ribosomal RNA processing 9, U3 small nucleolar RNA binding protein. Gene Ontology annotation, molecular function: protein binding; U3 snoRNA binding. Bases 131 to 1582 code for a protein of 483 amino acids. NCBI's taxonomy places the organism in Eukaryota, Metazoa, Chordata, Actinopteri, Pleuronectiformes, Cynoglossidae. Gene Ontology annotation, cellular component: small-subunit processome. The transcript is spliced from 15 exons. The record is from RefSeq and is a predicted model, not a curated record.